UGACGUGCCGAAUGUGAAAUAAGGACGAACACGAAUACUUGAUCGUUUUCGGCUCUUUUAUUACAGUGAAUUGAUUACGUUUCACAUGAUAGAAAUUACUAAAUAUACCGAAACUGAACACUAUAUUAUAGGAAUUGUGACUUAAUAUCGAUUCGUAGAUAACAUGGGAAAAGCUAAAAAGGGUAAGAAAAAUCCCAGUGCGGAUGAUGGCGAUAGUGAUGUAGAAACAACAAACAUUGACAGCGUGAAGCCGGCCCAAAAGGGUAAAAAAAUUCCUGUAGAAUCAGAUGAGAGUGAAAGUGAGAAACCAAAAGCAAAAGCGAAACAUAAGAAAUCCAUAGAUGAGGAUGUUAAGGAAGUCACAAAGAAUAUUAAGAAUGUGUCAAUUUCAAAUAAGUCUCAAAAGAAGAAAGAUAUUAGUAGUGAAGAUGAGUCUGAUGAAGAACCAGAGCAAAAGACAAAAAAAAACAAGAAAAAGGAUGAAAAGAGAAGUACUUUUGCUCUUCUAGAAAUAGAAGAUGCAGAUGUUUCCCCACCUGAGGCACCACCUUCCUCAGAUGAUGAAGAAACAGUUAAAAAACCAAAACAAAAAUCUUCCCAAGAAAAAAAGGAACCUGCUGGUAAAAAGGGUAAAAAAUCAAAAAGAAAGAAGGAUGAUAGUGAUGACGAUAUAGAAAAAGUACUGGCUGAACUGGAAAUGGAAUAUGCUGGUGUUAAAAAAGAACCUAGUGUUGUUCCUGAUGCUGAUAAACCAGUAGAGGCAACUGAAGAAAAGUCAAAAUCCAAAAAGAAAGGUAAAAAAGACGAGCCGAAGACAGAACCAGAAAAAGAUGCUGAAGAGGACCAUGCUAGUGAUAAUGAAAAUGAUGUAACUAUCAAAACAGCAGCUCAAAAGAAAAAAGAAAAAAAAGAGAGGGAAAAAUUGAAAAAGCAGGAAGCUAAAAAGAAAGAGAAAGAACAAGAAAAUAAACAAGAAUUAACUGAGAAGAAACAAGCACCAAAAACAACUGAAAAAAUAGAGGAUGAAACUUCUAAGGCAGAUAUUAGUCAAAUUAAAGUAGAUUCGGAGGAAAAAGAUGGAGAAGGCGAUACACCAGUCACAACGGAGGGAAGUAAAAAGAAGAAAAAGGGUGAUAAGGGAGAAAAAGAAGAUAAGACCAAAAAAGGAGGUCCAACUAAGAAAACUAUUGCUGCUAUGCAAGAGGCUCUGAAAAAAGUCAAAGAAGAGGAAGAGCGUUUACAAAAAGAAGAAGAAGAACGGAUUAAACAAGAAGAGGAACGUGAACGUCAGCGAUUAGAAGCUAUUAGGUUAGAAAAAGAAAAGAAAGAUCGAAAAAAACAAAAAGAGAAGGAGAGAAAAGAAAGACUUAAAGCUGAAGGCAAAUUACUCACUCCAAAACAAAAGGCUGAAAAGGCUAGAGCUCAAGCAUUGUUAGAGUCUCUGAAAGCACAGGGUGUUGAAAUUGGAUCUGCAGAGAAGAAACCUCCAAGGCCAGGUACAAGAAUAAAGCCACAAAGACUUAAAAGUCAGUUGUCACAAGAUGCCCCAACAACUCCUAUUGAGGAUAAGAAAAUGCAAGUAGAACUAGAGGAUAAGAAGGAAGAAUCACCAAAAUUAGAGGAAAAGAAAAAGGAAUCUGAAGAUGAAUCUGUGAAAGAUGCAUGGGAUGCUGAAUCUUCAGAAGAAGAAGCUGAACCAUCAAAGCCUGAACCAGUGCCAUCACCAACAAAGGAAGAAAAGAAAUCUGAGCAAGAUAAGGCUAAAGAGAAUGAAGAUGAUGAAAGUUCUGAAGAUGACGAUGAAGAAACCUCUGAUGAGGAUUCUAGUUCCGACGAGGAUUCUGAUGACGAUCAAAUGACUGAUGUACAGAAAAAGAGGGAGCUUAUUCUGAAGAGACUGGAGAAACGUCGCGAAGAGAAUGAAGCCAAUAAGGGCAACAAUCCCCUCCGCGCAGCGGUGGUAUGCGUGCUUGGUCAUGUCGAUACUGGUAAGACCAAGAUUCUGGACAAGUUGCGUCGUACCAACGUACAAGACGGGGAGGCAGGUGGUAUCACACAGCAAAUUGGUGCUACUAAUGUACCAAUUGAGAACAUCAAGGAACAAACUAAACAUGUUAAAGGGGUCAGCGAGAUACUAUUCAAACUACCUGGUCUGCUUAUUAUCGAUACUCCUGGCCACGAGUCCUUUAGCAAUUUGCGUAAUAGAGGUUCUUCUCUUUGCGAUAUUGCCAUUCUUGUAGUAGAUAUUAUGCACGGGCUGGAGCCCCAAACAAUUGAGUCGAUUAAUAUGCUGAAACAAAAGAAGACACCGUUCAUCGUGGCGUUAAAUAAGAUCGACCGUCUGUACGACUGGCAGAGCGCGCAAAGGAAGGACGUUAGGGAUAUACUGAAGAUGCAACAGGCUAACACUCAGCUGGAGUUUGAUAAGCGGAGCAAGGAUGUUAUCCUCCAGUUUGCAGAACAGGGUCUGAACGCAGCAUUAUUCUACGAGAACCCAGACCCGCGUACGUAUGUGUCGCUGGUGCCGACAUCCGCUGUGACAGGCGAGGGUAUGGGCAACCUGCUGGCGAUGAUCGUGCAGGCCUGUGAGGGACCACUGCACAAGCGGCUCGUCUUCUCGCAACAACUUCUCGCUACCGUACUCGAGGUGAAAGCCAUCCCAGGUCUAGGUACUACAAUUGAUACAAUCCUGAUCAACGGCACGCUCCGUGAGGGUGACACCAUGGUGCUGGCGGGCACUGAAGGUCCCAUUGUUACACAAAUCAGAUCCUUGCUCAUGCCGCAGCCCAUGAAGGAGCUCAGGGUUAAGAACGCAUACAUUGAGCACAAAGAAGUAAUUGGUGCACAGGGUGUUAAAAUCGCCGCGAAGGAGUUAGAAAAAUCUAUUGCCGGUCUCAAUCUACUUGUGGCACAGAAGCCGGAUGAAGUUGAUGUAUUGAAGGAGGAAGUGGCGCGCGAGCUGAAGACUGCGCUGUCGUCCAUUAAACUGUCGGAGCGCGGAGUAUACGUACAGGCCUCCACGCUAGGUUCGCUCGAAGCGCUCUUGGAGUUCCUUAGGACUAGUAAAAUUCCUUACUCCGCCAUCAGGAUAGGACCGGUUGUAAAGCGAGACGUAAUGAAAGCGUCCGCCAUGUUGGAACAUGAUUCUCAGUACGCUACCAUUCUAGCUUUCGAUGUUAAGAUCGAACGCGAUGCUCAAGAGAUGGCGGACCAGCUCGGCGUGAAGAUAUUCGCGGCGGACAUAAUUUACCAUUUGUUCGACAAGUUCACCGCAUACCGCGAGGAACUGAAACAGAAAAAACGUGAAGAAUUCAAACACAUUGCUGUCUUCCCGUGCAAACUGAAGGUGCUACCUCAAUUCGUCUUCAACUCUCGUGAUCCCAUCGUCGCUGGUGUUAUGGUGGAAGCUGGAAUUGUGAAAGAAGGCACGCCCAUCUGUGUACCUAGUAAAGAGUUUGUGGAGCUGGGUAUAGUGACAUCAAUUGAAGUGAACCACAAACAAGUGGAGUCGGCACGCAAGGGACAAGAGGUCUGCAUCAAAAUAGACCCGAUACCCGGCGAGUCGCCGAAGAUGUUCGGCAGACAUUUCGACGAGACUGAUAUGCUAAUCAGCAAGAUAUCGCGUGCAAGUAUCGACGCCUGCAAGGACUACUUCCGCGACGACCUCAUCAAGACGGAUUGGCAACUCAUGGUGGAACUGAAGAAACUCUUCCAGAUCCUCUAAACAUAGCCUAGUGUUGAGUAGCCCGAAACGUUCUAGAACGUUCGCAGAAAUAAGGAUGGGUCGGCUCCUUUAAAAUAACGACUGUGUUACCCACAAAAUUAUUUGUUUAUGUCCAACAAAACCUCUCUACUAGUUUCUAUUCUGUUUAAAAUGAUGAAAUAUACCUAGUUGUUCUAGCUUUUGUCUAUUCCAUCUAACCUCAAAUUAUACGGCGUCAUCACAGAGGUUACUUCUUUUACAAUGUCCUAACUUGUUUUCCUAACGUUGUCGUGAAAUAUUAAAAAAAUGUACCGCCAUGUGUUGUAAAAUCUCGAAAUAUUAGCUAGAAAAUGUAAUGAGAGUCACAUUGUACAUAUAGUAUUAUACACAUUUUAUUUAUUUAUUGUCGUUGUCAACCUUAAGUAUCUUGAUGUUUGGACCCGAUGUAUGUUUUAGUGCGGAAACGAAUAUCUCAAAAUUAUGGUUCCAUUAUUUUAUACAAAACUGUCAUCUGUACAUAUUCAUUAUGAAUUUAUCUACAAAAAUGUAAUGCAUGCCAAUAAAAUAAUGUACCUUGAAGACUGUUACCCCACAUGGGGGUAGUCGGAAAUUAUUAAUGAUUAUAGUGCAAUAAACGAUCUCGUUGGUAAUUAAAUGUGUCUUUUGUAGGGCAAUAUCUGUUUCUUCAGGGUGCUUUCUUUCAGAAUUUUAUAUGAUGUAUAUCGAAUUUUAUUAUUCCUUUCAGUAGUUUUAUAAUAUCUUUCAAACUUGAGAUGAAACGUUCAUAAGACCUAUAGAUACCGCAUGCGAGGCAACAGAUGCUAAUUACGCAUUGCAAUAUGCGUUAAACCAUUUUUAUUAAAAUUAUUUUCCAAGUAUAGUUAUACUCUUGUUGCUUCAUGAAGUAUUAUGUAGGAUAUCUUCUCAAUGUUAGGUGUUUAACUAAUACUAUUUUUGUAAAUGUUUGUUCAUGUAUUUUUUACCCAACACCUAUAAAGUUACUUCUAUUGGGACAUUAUUACAUUAUCCAAAUUAGUUAAAAAAUAUCUCAAUAAUGUGUUCCGUGGAUUUGCAAUCAUAAACAUCCCUAACAUUUGCAAGUAUUGUCCCUUUUGUACUAACACCUAAAUGCGGUAUUCUUGGGUGGAAAUCUGAUGGAAAUUGAAUGCACUGGUGUGAAUGUUGUGAAUAUGAGUUGUAGUAGGUCGUAUAUUGUACAAAAUUGCGGUUGAACAAGAUGAACGGGUAAGUAUUUCUUGUAAAGCAUAUGAUACAAGCUGGUCUUGAGUGUAGAACGCAGGACACGAGUCCAUUGUGAAGGUACAGAAGGUUGUAUUUUAUACGUAGGUAUUUUCCCUUUUUGAAAUGCUUUGUAUUAUAUAGAUGGAAUCGGACAUAUUCUUAUAUUGAAGAAAUUUUAUUAAACUACUUAAUAUAUUUUCGUCUUUUUUUGU
Messenger RNA from Achroia grisella, 5157 nucleotides. RefSeq names its product eukaryotic translation initiation factor 5B (gene eIF5B). The record is from RefSeq and is a predicted model, not a curated record. NCBI's taxonomy places the organism in Eukaryota, Metazoa, Arthropoda, Insecta, Lepidoptera, Pyralidae. The transcript has 18 exons. Gene Ontology annotation, molecular function: translation initiation factor activity; GTPase activity; GTP binding. The coding region runs from base 164 to 3724 and encodes 1186 amino acids.